AUGGAUACAGAAGAAGCAUCAAUAAAUAAAAAGGAUCAUGCACAAACCGACGGUGUAGAUUCAUCAAACUUAAAGAGGAAAAGUGAUAGGUUCCUUGUAAGGAGUUUUAAGAGACUUAAACAAAAGUUACAAAGGAAGGAAGAUGAGGAGGAAGAGAAGGAAACACAAAAUGGAGAACACGAAAACGAACAGCCUGACAUGCAAACCAAUCUAUACGACCAUGUUCAUAUUUCGAACAAUUUCAAACAUAACAAAAAGAGUAAAAAAAUUAUAGACGAAGAUUAUGAAAGUGAUGAGGAGAAAGUUGACAAAAAAGAAUCCAGAAAAAAAAGUGAUAAAGAAGAAUCAGAAGCAGUGGGAAUAAAAAUGAAUGAUGAAGAGCCUGAUAAUAACAUCUGGAAGAAAUCCAAAAUUGAAAAUGAUCAACAUAACAAAAGUGCAUUGAAAAAGUCAUCCACCAAAUAUGAUAAUGCAAUAAAUAAACCAGACUUGAAAAGUUCAAGUGAUAAUUCAAAUGUUAUAGAAAAAGGAAAGAAUAAGGAAAAGGAGGCGAAUAAUAUUACAAAAGGGAAAGAAAUUAAAAGAUCCAAAAAGGGUGAUAAGCAGAAAGCAGAUGAUGAUGUUGGUGAUGACGAGCAAGAUGAUGAAGAAGAUGACAUUGUAAAUAAGGACAAAAAUGAGGACAAAAACGAGGACAAAAACGAGGACAAAAACGAGGACAAAAACGAGGACAAAAACGAGGACAAAAAUGAGGACGAAAAUGAUGAGGAAGAUGACGGGGAAGAUGACGAAGAAGAUGAUGGGGAAGAUGAAGAGGAAGAUGAAGAGGAAGAUGAGGAGGAAGAUGAAGAAGAAGAUGAAAUGAAAGGAUUUAUCGUAGAUAGCGAAGAAGAAGAGGAAGAAAAUGACGAAGAAGGGAAAAAAAAAAAAAAAAAAAAAAAAAAAAAAAAAAAUUAUGACUAUUUUGAAAAUAAAAGUUUAGAUGAAGAAGAUUUAGAAUUAAUAGCAGAAAAUACAGGAAUGCAAGUAAUAAGAAAUGAAAAAGAUACAAAACAUCGAAGAUUAAAAAAAAUUAAAGAUACACUAGAUGAUGACGAUUUUUAUGAGAGCACUUCAAAAAAUGAAGACAAAGAUGAAAAUAAGAUGGAUCGAUUAAAAGACAAGGAUUACUUUAUUGAUGAUAGUGAAACGACACUAAAAAGACAGAAGGGAGAACAGAAAAGCAAUUUGUUCAAUUAUGAAGAAAACCAAUCAAAUGAUAAAGAAAAUGAAAAUGGUGAAGAAGAGGAAGAAGAAGAGGGAUAUCCUGUCACAUCUGAUAAUAUAUACAAAACAGAUUCAUAUAUCCACGAAAUUAUUAGCCAAACGUUUGGAGAUGUAAACGCUGUUUUAGAUAUUAUUAACGUCUCUCCAAUUAAAAAAAAAAAAAAAGAAUAUGAUUACGAAAAUGAUGAAGAUGAGGAAUACUAUGAUGAUGACCACGAAGAUGAUAAUGAGGAGGAUGAUCCAGAAGAUGAUGAUCAAGAACAACGAGAUCGAGAAAGGAAUCGUGAUGGUCAUCUGUUCUCAAGGGAUAUCUUACUAGAUGAUGAGGACGAAGAACACAGUAGAAUUAAGAAAAAGAAGAAAAAGAAAUCUGUCAGUUUUUUCGAUCAAAUUAAUGAGGCAAUGAAAAAGAAGGGAAUGGAAGAAGAUUCUGAUUAUGAGAUAGAUAUAGAUGAGGAAGAAAACGAUAGGUAUGCCCAUGCGGAUGAAGACGAAGAUGGAGAAGACGGAGAAGAUGAAGACGAUGAUGAUGAGGAGGAGGAAGAUGGAGAAGAUGAAGACGAAGACGAAGAUGAAGACGAAGAUGAAGAUGAGGACGAAGAGGAGGACGAAGAGGAGGACGGAGAUGAUGACGACGAUGAAAUUUAUGAAAAAGAGUUUAAGCAAAUAUGCGAUGAAGAAUAUGAUAAAUUUGAAGAAUACGAAGAGUAUGACGAUUUUGACGAAUUCGAUGAACUUCCAUACUAUGAAGAUGCUAUAAGCAAAAGUGAUAAACACACUGAAGGGAAAAAUGAAAAGACGAAAAAGAAAAAGAAAAUUUUAAGUAUAAUGGAUGAAGAUAUAGAAGGGAAGGAAGAAGAAGAAGAAGAAGAAAAUGGAAAAAAUGAAGAAAAUGAAGAAAAUGAAGGAGAAUCAAUAAACUUAUUUGGAGAAGAAGAAACAAAAAAGAUUGAAAAGAGUAGAAAAAAAUUGAAGAAGAAAAAAAAAAAAAAAAAAAAAAAAGGAAGAAGAAAAAAAAGACUAGAUAUAAUAUCCAAUAAAUGGAAAAAAUUUGCAGAACCUGAUGAAACAUUAAACCAACUCUUAACAAGAAAAGAUGAACAAAUUAGAUAUUCAGAUAUCCCAGAAAGAUUUUAUUUUACAUAUAAAAAGAGAAAAUCUAAAUUGACAAAAAAAUUACUACUAAUAGAAUCCAAAUGGAUAAUACACAAAUUGAAAGAAAAAUACACAAAUUAUUUUACCCCAAGAAAUAUGGAAAAAAUGAUGGAAGAAAAUUAUGAUAAUACAUAUAAUCAUAUCAAAGUAAAUGAUUUCUUAAGUGAAAAUUUCUUAUUAAAAAAAUGUAUACUAACAUUGUGUUUGUUAAUAAAAUAUAAAAAUGAAAUUCCAUUUAUUUUCUUUCAUAAAUUUUACUUAAUAUGUCCUCCAUUUAAUUUAAACAUUUUAUGGGAUAUAUAUGAAUUGGACAAAAUAUGGUAUAAAAAUUUUAUCAAAAUAAAUAAAUUAAAAAAUAAACUCAAAAUAUUAAGUGCCUCCUAUAAAAUCCACUCAAGCGUUUUUGACAUUCUCGAUAAAUACAAUGAUAUUUAUUAUGAAGAUGUUAAUAUUUACUACUAUUAUGUUAAAAAUGAUCUAGUUAGUGGCACAAAAGGGGUAGAAGAAGUUACAGGAAAUAGCAACCUCCAAGUUCUUUGCAUUAAAGAUGAUCAGGGAGAUGACCAAGAACAAAUUGAAGAUGUUGACACAGGAAAAAUAAUUCAAAACCGAUUUUUAGGUACCAAUUGUUCUAAUAGAAUAGAUGUGACAAAUUCAAAUAACGAAAAUAAAUAUAAAAAUACUGUUAAUGAUAACGAAGAUGCUGUAGAUGUAGACGAGAAGGAUGAUCUCUUUGGAGAUAAAAUGCUUGAUGAGAACAACAAAAAGAAAAAAUUUGUAAAAAAAAAUAAAAUGGAAAAGAAAAACAUUGAAUCUAAAGGUUAUUAUAAUGAAAAUAGCAUACCAGGAGUACAAUUCCUAGAAUAUGUAAAAAAAAACAAGUUCAACAUAUGGGAUGAAUAUCUACUCACAACAGAAGAAUUUUAUGAAAAUAUUGCUUAUGUAUAUGAUCUCAUAAAGGAUGAAAAUGUUUGGACUGUAGAUGACAUAGAGGAGGAAGAUAACAAAAAUAAUCAUCACCAUUUUCAGGAUGAUUAUAACAAACAUGGGGAUAGCAGAAGUAAGAGAUAUUCAAAACAUGACCAAAAUGUUCUUGAUAACAAAUUGAAGGAUAAAAAAGAAAAGUUAACUUGCUUUAAAUAUAAGUGCACAGAAAUUAAACACAUGGUUACAAAUGUACCCGAAAUUUAUGGAAAUGAUGUAAAUGUCCAAAAUCAGGUAGAAGAUUGGUGUAAAUCAUUCUUUCCCAGAGAAAUAUCAAAUAAUAAAGAAAUUUUUAAAACUCUCAUUUGUUAUUACGCCAAAUUGUUAGCUUCUCACCCAUGUAUAAAAUAUAUUUUUAGAUUUUUCUUCUUCAAAUAUGCAUCUCUCACAACUGUAAGUACUAGUCAAGGUGAACUUCAAAUAGAUAUGAGUAACCCUGAUUACUUCACAUAUCGCUUGUUCAGAUUUCCUGUGUAUCAUUUGUUAACUAUUGAAGAUAGAAAGGGGUUUCUUCAAGGAAAAAGUGGUGGUGGAAAUAUGAAAGGAGGGGAAAUUACAAAAGGAAAAUCGAUUCAGGUAACGCACGAUCCAUGCUACGUACACAAUUAUAACGUUGACUUUUUUAACAAUCAAAUGGAUGAAAGUGAUGUAAGCAUUGAAAUGAAAAAAAGAGAGCUAGAGAACUAUUAUGCUAAACAUAAGUACAAACAUAUAUAUUUGGAAAUAUUAAAAAAUAGGGAUAACAAAUUAUUACAUAUGAUUAUCCAUCCCAUUUUGCCACAUGAAAAUAUACCCUGGAAAAAUGAAGAUUUUAUUGAAAGAGAAAAAUGUAAAAAAAAAAAAAAAAAAAAAAAUGAUAGAGAAUUAAAAACUUUUUUUGAAAAAGAAAAAAAUAAAUUAUCCAAAACUGAAGAGUUAGAUAAUGAAUGGAUAAACAAUAUAUUGCAACAAUUGUCAUAUGCUUAUUGUUACAAUGACUUAGAAGAUAGUAAUCUUUUUGUAUAUGUACAGAAAAAAAUUCUAAAUAAUUUCCUAUGUGUCGAAUUAUUACCUCUCUUUAAAAAAAAUCUAGAAAAUAUGCUUCUAGCAUCUGCACAAAAUUGGCUCAUGGUGUACAUACAUCAGUCCUUUUACUUAACAUUGAAUGUUAGGCCAAUUCAAAUUUAUAAACAUUCAGAGGAAGAAGAAGAAGAAGAAGGGGCAGCAGGAUCAGCAGCAGGAGGAGGAGGAAAGACAAAGGACAAGGCAAAAUUGAAAAACAGAAAGAGGAGCCGAGAUAUAGCCAUCUACGAUCUCAAUAACAAGGAUGAAGACAACUACUCUUCUGACAAUAAGAGCAAAGAUGAUUCCUAUUCGAAAUAUGGUGAUAAUAGAGAUAAGCAUCUUCGGUAUGGUGGGAAAAAGAAAUACUACAGUGAUGAGUCGUACAGCAGUAGUGAUCCUGGAAAGAAGGUUAAUCAGAUGAAAAAAGAUCAGAAGGAAAAAAAAGAAGAGAAAAAAAGUAAAAAGAAAGAAAACAAAUGGUCUGAAACGGACAACCAAAUGAGUAUAGAAACAAAAGAAGAUCAAAAGGAGAAUCUAAAAGGAGAUAAAAAAGGAAACACAAAUUGGGAUAUAAUGGAAGACCAAAAUGGGAAACAUAAAUUGAUGAAACGAUCGAAUAAAUCAGAUCUGUUUGAUUCCUCUCAUUCAACUGAUAGCAAUGAAGCAUACAAAUUGGAAGAAGAAUUGAAAGAAAAAGAAAGUGGUUAUAUGAAAAAUUUAACUUAUGAUGAUAAUUUUUCCGAUAAAUCUGGAAAGAGUUACAUUUCGAACAAACAAGAUGAAGAAAAAAAAAAACAACAAAUUUUAAAAAAUAUUAAAAAAAAUCAUAACGUAUAUGAAGUGGCAUCUAUAGUUUGUGAACCCAUAAACUAUGGAAUCAGACUGCACAUAAUGGCAUGUGAUAUCUAUGGUGAUAUAAUUGAAUACAUCUACCUAGAUAACAUCUAUUUAGAUAUUGCAAAAAAAGAAAAAAUACCUGUGGAACAGGAAAAAAUAACAAAAGAUCUUAACAUAUUUGCCACUUUUUUAAAUAAAAUUAAACCUGACGUUAUAGUUAUAGGUCUUAGAGAUGUUUAUUCUUACAUGGUCUACACAUACAUAUUGAAUUUCAUAAACAAUAACAUGCAAGCAGGAAAUAAUUCAAUUGUUAAUCCUCAUCAUUUUAGUAUUGAUAAUAAGAACAAUGCAAACGAAAUUAAUCCUAGAAACAUCAGCAGCUGUAGCGGUAAGUUCAUUGUCAUUCUUGAAAAUCUAUACAUUCCUAGUAUAGUAACAAACAGUCUGAAGUAUAGUUCUGAUUUAACCAGUAAAUAUUCAAGGGAGGCUCUCCUAUGUUUAUCCUUGUGCCGUUUUGUACAGAACCCGUUAUGCGUUGUUAUAUCACUAUUUGAAGAAGAAAACAAAAACAUGUUCAAUAUUUGCCUGCACGAUUUGCAAAAAUAUAUAUGUAGCUAUAAAUUAGAAUCUCUUUUCCAUAGAAUCAUAAUAGAUGUAGUAAAUAAAACAGGAUGUGACAUCAAUUUUUUAAAAAAAAAAAAAAAACAUUUGGGAGUUAUGCUAAGUUAUGUGGCAGGAUUGGGAUUAAGAAAAAGAGAAGAAUUAAUGAAACUUUUACAUAAUAAAAACUUAAAUACAAGAGAAGAUUUAUUGACUCUAUCUUCGAAUAAAAAUUUUAUAGGAAAAUGUGUUUAUCGAAAUUGUUCUUCAUUUAUUAGAAUUAUAAGCAAUGGAGAUGAAUAUGUAGAAGCGUUAGAUAAUACCAGGAUACACCCCUUAAAUUGUUAUGAUAUUAUUCACGAGUUGUUUAAAAACUCUGUUGAUAAAAAGAAUAACUUUUUAAAAAAUACAAAUACUUACGAUAUUGUGAAUUAUAUUAUUAACAAGAAGAAAUUAAUUAGAAAUAUAGAAAUAAAAGAAUAUUCUAGAAGAUUUUAUGAAGAAAAGAAAAUUUAUAUAUAUCCUUAUCUCAAAUUUAUCAAAAAAGAAUUACUGUACCCGUAUAAGGAUUAUCGAUACAGUUAUGAAAAAAAAAAGGAAGAAGAAUUGUUUUACCUAAUAAUUAAUGAAAAAAAAGAAAAUUUAACUAUAGGAUCAGAAGUGGUGUGUAAAAUGGAUUACAUAAACAAGAAUAAUAACUACAUAAAAAUAACCAUAUUGCCAUACAACAUUAGAGGUAUCAUAAGUGACUCGAAAGAGUUUUUAAGACAGUUAAGGAAAUAUUACAACGAAAGGAUGAAUCUGAUUAAUGCAAAUUUGGAAAAUAUAAAUGCAUUAAACAAAAAUCAUCAUUACAAUCAUAACAGUAAUUUAAAAGAUGCAGAAUAUAUUAACAAUUCUGUAUUGGGAGAACUUAUCAAAGGUCGAAUCACAUCCAUUAGUUACAAUUUACACCACAAAUUUGAAACAAAUUUUCACGUAGUCGUAACAGAUGAUAACAUUAAAAAAAUAAAAAAACAAAUAUUUUUAGAUAACUUAAAACCGCCACUUAAUUAUGAUAAUCUUUCACCACUUGUAGAGUUAGAUAUGUAUUAUCACGAUACUAACAAUUUCAUUAAAAACCAUUUUAAAAAACUGAAUGAUAAUGAAGAUUUUGAAGAUUUCGAUGAAGACGAUGGUGAGGAGGAAGAAGAAGAAGAGCAACAGGAGCAAGGACAUUUGGGAAGCACCAACAAUAGCAAUCGUCAACAAAAAAUGAAAAUGAAAAUUAAGAAUAAAAAUAAAUAUUAUCAAAGUAAAAAAUUUAUAAAUCAUCCCCAUUUCAAAUUAUGGAAUUAUCAUGAAGUACAUGCAUAUCUGAAACAAACGAAUGUUGCUAUUGGAGAGUCUAUUAUAUACCCAUCAAAUGAAAUUAACAAAUUAUAUUUACACAUAAAAACAUCCGAUGAUCCAUUUAUUGUUGCAAAAUUUACCAUCUUUGAAAAAAAUAUUCAACAUAGUAGUAGUAGUGCAACCACCAUCUUAAAUAAACAUAUGCAACAAAUUCAACAAAUAUACCUAAUAAAUAAUGAACAGUUCAAAUCCAUGGAUCAUAUUAUAUCCAUUUUUUGUGAUAAUUUAAAAAAAAAUCUAGUAGAAUUGUAUAACCAUCCUAAAUGUAAAAGAAGAAAAACUGUUGAAGAAGUAAGGAAAGAAUUGUCACAAGAAAGUUUAUUAAAGCCAGAACAUAUUGUAUGGGCACUUAUACCACCAAUUCCCUUGCCUCAGAACAAAAAUAAAAAUGAAAAUGAAAAAAAUUUACUUGCAGAUUUUAACCCUCUAAGAUUUACCCUUAUGGUUAUACCUCCACAUAAUCAUCAUCAACAGUUAUAUUCAAAUCACAAAAAUGACUAUAGACCCAAGGAUCUAAUCGUGCUUCAGGAUUCUAUUUACGUGGAUCAUAAAUCUUUUAAGCUAUGGACGAGAGUAGAACGUAAUUUUAAAAAUCUUAUUAACUGGUGGAAGGAAAAAGGAUAUUGGAAUCGUCAAAAUGAACGCCAGGAAUAUAUGAAUGAGAAGAAGAGGAAAAUGGAGGAAUACAGACGCCUCAGAGGAACAAGAGUUUAA
This is a messenger RNA of Plasmodium gonderi, 7992 nucleotides long. RefSeq lists its product as hypothetical. Gene Ontology annotation, cellular component: transcription elongation factor complex. Gene Ontology annotation, molecular function: histone binding; nucleosome binding. The coding region runs from base 1 to 7992 and encodes 2663 amino acids. The record is from RefSeq and is a predicted model, not a curated record. Gene Ontology annotation, biological process: transcription elongation-coupled chromatin remodeling; positive regulation of transcription elongation by RNA polymerase II; transcription elongation by RNA polymerase II. Lineage: Eukaryota; Apicomplexa; Aconoidasida; Haemosporida; Plasmodiidae. The transcript has a single exon.